CAGUCCGGAAGUAAACAAGCAGCAGCGUGAAGCGUGGCCGCGCAGGUCGAAGGUUGUCUCCCAGAGGAGGUUGGAUGUCUUCUUAUCUGUUUCUUCUGAAGACUCUAGAAGCCCCAGAAAGAAGAUGAAGAGGAACUAUGAGAACCUGGAAGAACAUCCAGCUGUCAGCAUGCGAGACGCACCUGAUGGCAGUAAGAAGAAGAAGAAGAAGAGCUGGGACUGUGAUGAUGGACUGCCUUGGAGGGAGUCAGCAAGUCAGACGGGAGCAGCCGGCUCUGAUGGCCUCAUCCCUCCUCAGAGCAUUAAAGAGGAGGACCAAGAGGUUAGCCUGCUGCAAAGCAAGAAGAAGAAGAAGAAGAAGAAAAAAAGGUGCUUAGAUAAAGAGGAGGCUGUUGACCUGAUAGAACAUCACAGGAAGAAGGAGAAAAAAGGUAAGAUGGAGGAAGUUCCUGCAGCUGCUGACCUCAGCAGUCCAAAGAAGAAGAAGAAAGAAAAAAUGGAAGAAGAAAGGUUGAGCCUUCCUCCCUCUGAUGGAUCAGCACAUCAAAAGAAGAGAAGAAGAAUGGAGGAGAUGACAUCACAGGAGGAAGAUGGUGACCAGGUGUGUGAAGUUAUGGUUUCCACUGACCCAAACAGAGAGGAAGCUGCAGAAGAAGCAAACGUCAGCAGCACAAGGUUGAAGAAGAAGAAGAAAAGAGCAACCAAAGAAAAACAGGAGAAGAAAGAGCAACAGGGUGGAUACAAGAAAAAAGGCGAAGAAGAAGAAGAGAUAAACUGGGAUCUGGUGAAGGAGCUGCAGGAGUUCUCCGCCUGUCUCUUCGCCUGUCUCUCUGUUCUCUGCCUGUCUCUCUGUUCUCUGCCUGUCUCUCUGUUCUCCGCCUGUCUCCCUGUUCUCCGCCUGUCUCUCUGUUCUCCGCCUGUCUCUCUGUUCUCCGCCUGUCUCCGACCAGCCAGUGGAAUCCCUCGCCCCUGCCACCAGGUUUACAUUCGGGCCUUGAAGCUGUUUGAUGAGAAGAACAACAUGGGAAUGUUCUCAGAGGAGGAGGUGAACAAUCUCAUUAGGUUCCAUAAUCUCCACGGGAACAACUGGAAGCUGAUUGCAGAGCUGAUGGACCGCAGCAUCCAUUCGCUGCAGAAACGCUUCGACACAAUCGGUGGCAGUCAUGGUGCCUGGAGUGCUGAUGAAGAGAAGCGGCUGAAGCGGGCCGUCCAGCAGUACCUGGAGACCCAGAGUAACACCGAUGGUUCCGGUGUGACCCGAGACCAGCUUUACAAACAACUUCCAUGGAGAGAAAUCAGCAAGAAGGUCCAGACUCGGUCCUGGGUUCAGUGUCGCCACAAAUGGCUCUUCAUUCUGGAGCACCGCAUGAACAUUUACAGAAACGCCUUCAACAGAGGAGCUGAAAGUUACUCGGCCAAAAUCCGCCUCAUUAACACGUUGUACCACAGUGCUGUGGAGGAUGCAGCUGACAUCAACUGGGAGGAGAUUGCUGAGACCGUAGGUACGAUGAGUCCAUGGGGCAUCCAGCGGAUCUUCACCAGGCUGAAAGUACGAAAAGUUCCACAUUUCCAAUCUUUGUCAUUUGGGGAGAUCAUGGACUUCCUGUACCACCACCUGGUUCCGGUUCUGCAGGAGAAGCUGAGCUCCUGCAGAAAAAAGGAGCAGCUACAGGAGCAGCAGCAGCAGGACCGAUACCAGCUGUCAGACAUCUUUAACUCUGACGUUGAAGACGAGGACAACAGCUGACCACUAUCAGAACACAGGCCCCGCCCCCAUUUGUGAAUAGGAGGGGCUUAAGCCUUGACAGGAAGUGGACAGAUUUUUUGUUUAUAAAUUCUCCAUGUAUUGAAAAGAUUCUGUUUUUUAAUUAAAUGUGUUUCCUGGU
Messenger RNA from Cyprinodon variegatus (sheepshead minnow), 1886 nucleotides. RefSeq names its product transcription termination factor, RNA polymerase I (gene ttf1). The record is from RefSeq and is a predicted model, not a curated record. The coding region runs from base 125 to 1747 and encodes 540 amino acids. Lineage: Eukaryota; Metazoa; Chordata; Actinopteri; Cyprinodontiformes; Cyprinodontidae. The transcript has 10 exons.